UAUUUAUAGAUAUAUAUUUUAAUUUUUCGUUUCUUAAAACAUCCCGACCGGGCCCCAGAAAUGUGGAAAUUUGGAAAUGGGACCUAAGCCUAAGCACGGUUUUUCACUUUAUCGCUUAACCUUUCGCUUUACCAGACUGAUUUAAUGAUAAAUCUUUUUUGGUACUAGUUUUGGCGUGGACAAAGAAUGCCAUUCAAUGUAACUAUCAUGAAUGAAAUUCUCUGCCCACGCCAGAGAAUUUUAUUCAUGUAACUAUCCACAUAUUACUAUACGGAAGAAAAUCAGCGAUGACGCAGGUAAUUAUGCAUGUGAUGACGUCUUUGAUACGUUAUGUAAAACAUACCUCUUCCCCGGCUAAUCCCACCUGGAAUCGCCCCUCGACAAUAGAGUACAAAAGAAAGGAGUGGUGGAGUUUGUUCAUUCGUACAGGGAACAAGCGCAUUCAAGCACCGACAAGCUGUCCUAGCCGUCCUCUACCUACAAUGAUGAUUUUGUGUUUCCUCUUGUCAACGUUGUUACUUCUACAACCCAGUGAUGCUUUAUAUGCGGACACGUGCCGCCAUGACCGGCAGUGCAUUUCCCGACACGGCGUGGGUUCGUGCUGCGCGCCCCGCCGCCCGAUCUUCAGCCCGCUGCCGGUGUGCAAGUCUGCUGGACAGGUCGGCGACACAUGUCAGAGGUCAGGGGAGAGGCUCGCCUACCCGACAUCUGUAGGGCGCCGGCAGUACAUCUUCACCUGCCCAUGCGCAGAAGGGCUUCAGUGUGAGCUGUUCUCCGGCUAUGCCGACAUAGGAACCUGUGUUCCUGUACAGUACUGAAGGGACUCCAGGAUAAUCGUUAAGCAGUUGUAGAGGGGUGGCGAAAUAGUAACGUUUAUAAAUCAAUCGGCCUUUCUACCUCCUGAAGACACGGAAACGUUAUCGUUUUGCUUUUCUAGUUCUACGUCUGCUUAGAGGUUAUCGUCAUGGAUGGCAGGAAUCCCGUGCCUGUCCGACAGAGAACAGUCAAUGGGCGGACAACAUGAAUAAAGAUGACGUAUACAUAUAACGUUAAAACCUACUCUGUGGU
Messenger RNA from Branchiostoma floridae (Florida lancelet), 1068 nucleotides. RefSeq lists its product as uncharacterized. NCBI's taxonomy places the organism in Eukaryota, Metazoa, Chordata, Leptocardii, Amphioxiformes, Branchiostomatidae. Bases 288 to 818 code for a protein of 176 amino acids. The record is from RefSeq and is a predicted model, not a curated record. The transcript has 3 exons.